GCGGCCCUCCAUGCCUCGUUUCUCAUGUGUUUCGCGGCAAUCGUGUAUCUGCGAUCAGGCAUAAAUCGAUGUGGAGCCUUCGCUUGGGCACGUCGACCAAAAGAGUCACGCGCACCCGCGAAUUUUGUUUUCUUCACCCUGGAAGCCCAAGGUGUCUCCCAAGAUACGCUUGCCCAGUGUCACCUCCUUUACUGGACAGAGAGCAACUCUCCUGACGAACCGUGUCGGUUCGGCUGUUCUUGGGGACAACCUGUGCACCAGGGUAUCAAUAUUUUGCGAGGAGUGGGGACAUCCACCGCCUACUAUGUAUCAGUCGAAUGUCCGAGCACGGAGGUGUGGGCUGUUCCUGCCGCCCUCCAUCCUCACUAUUUCACUUCUUUCCCAGAAACGCUCAGUGCACCCCAAUGGCUGAGGGGUAGGAGCGCUGGCCAUUUCGUGGUUAAAGAGUUUACCGGCCAUGCCAGACCAGUGGUGUCAAAACCAUGGACCCGCGCAGAACAGCCAAAAUCAUUUUUGGCGAAGGUCGCUCGCAAACCGACAAUACGUUACUAUUUUUUUGAGGCUACAUCUUUUCCGUAUGGGCAGGCUGAGGUGAACUUAGUGGAACCACAACGAUGGUCAUUCCUAGUACUCUUGUGUACCACUGUGUAUGUCGGCGCCGUGGAAAUAUGUCUGAUACUUUACUACCUACAGUUGCAAGCUACCGCUACUUUAGUUCAACAAGCAGACGUAAUGCUGAGGGUGGCAAGAGAACGUGUUAUUGCCAGGACAACUUUUUGCUUUCAAGACAAGGAAACGUAAACGAAAGCAA
Molecule: messenger RNA, 811 nt
Organism: Toxoplasma gondii ME49
Lineage: Eukaryota; Apicomplexa; Conoidasida; Eucoccidiorida; Sarcocystidae
Exons: 3
Coding region: 25-801 (258 amino acids)
Source: RefSeq, a predicted model, not a curated record